Messenger RNA from Paecilomyces variotii, 592 nucleotides. RefSeq lists its product as hypothetical. NCBI's taxonomy places the organism in Eukaryota, Fungi, Ascomycota, Eurotiomycetes, Eurotiales, Thermoascaceae. The transcript has a single exon. The coding region runs from base 81 to 389 and encodes 102 amino acids. The record is from RefSeq and is a predicted model, not a curated record.
AAUGCCGAUGCCCAUGUCAGCUGGUUGUUAAUAUAUAGCGGAAACAAGAAAAAUCGUUCUAUACCGAGCGUGACUCCUUUAUGGUCUUGAUCUGCUCAUACUAUGUCAAUUCUGCUGGCUCAAACCUCCAAUCACUCUGUCGCAACGUCCACCUCUUUGAUAUCCCCACGUCAGACCGAUUCGUCCAGCAAGCCAUUGGCCGAGUCCGGCGCCUCAGACAGCGUCGGAUUAUGAAAGUAUACGACUACUUCCUGGAAAACUCUUUCAAAACGCGCCAGCUCACCUUGAACCUAAACAAGCUGGAACACCGUUGGUAUGCAGUGAUUUUACCGUCUUUUGGCGUAUACAAAUUCCUGUCAUUGCUACUAGAAAGCGCACCGAGAAUAUAAUGUAAUACCGGACAUGAUCCGCUACUCUCGGGUCCCCAUUCAGCGAGUUCCUCUGCGGGUGUUUGAAGAUGCCCUGUCUACGAGGGCACACUGGCACCCGUUGAAAACUGGUGCGUUUUUUCGAGAAAGCGAAAGCUAUCAGAGCAGGAUAUGGCCACUCCGGAGUUGAUCCUUGUCGACGUGCUCAGCAGUUAUGUGUUUUA